AUGGGCUUACCCCUUGGGAUUGGAGAACCUAAUGCGACGAUUGUUUCGGCUAUCAGCCUAGCCUCUCUGAUAACUGCUGCUAUACCCGGUUGCAUAGUUCACGUGGUACAGAACGACGAUCUCACUAUAGACCAGCUUACUCCUGUUCUACGCCACUUUCAUGCUGUUGUCAUCGGCCCUGGACCUGGCUCCCCCGAUGUUGCUACUGAUGUUGGCGUGCUUCCAUACCUUUGGAAGCUGUCUGAACAUGACAUCUUACCCAUAUUUGGCGUUUGCCUCGGGCUACAAAGCCUCGCGCUCGAAUUCGGCGCUGAUGUCCAUCGGCUGAAUGUCGUAAAACAUGGGCAGAUCUCGAACCUCGUACACGACGGUACCGGCCUCUUCAAAGGCGUGGGCGCUGCGCAUGUCGUCCGAUAUCACUCUUUGCAUAUCCGUCUUUCUCCUGAUGGUGUGAUACAAGAGCUGGCAACUGCGGACGACGGUGCAGAGAAUGGGCGCGUCGUGAUGGCUGUACGACACCGCGACAAACCUUUUUGGGGUGUGCAAUAUCAUCCCGAAUCCGUCCGUACCUCUGGUGGCGGCAUAGACGUGCUAAAAAACUUCUGGCGCUUGGCAACAGCCUGGGCAACUCUGCAUGAGCGUAUACCAGAACGUUGGGACUCUACCCUGGAACGCACGUUCGGGGCUCCUUGGCCCAGGAAACGACUGAUACCCGAAGACAUCACUCCGCGCUCAUCAUCUACACACUAUCGCUACCUUGAACUGCAUAAGCCCGAUAUCUCCGUUCAUGCUCUCUGUGAGAAGGUCGGCGCCAACGAUACACAGACGCCAUUUGUUUUGCUCGAAUCAGCUGCACAUCCUGGACGAUACUCCAUAAUCGGCUGCACUGAUGCAGUAUCGCCGCGCAUCCAAUACACGACCGGAGACGUUGACGUUGUCGUCUCUGGGAUUCGCGAGUGCCUGGCCGCACAAGACGUGUGGUCAUGGCUUGCCUGCUUCGUUCGGUCACGUCACGUGACCGAUGGGCAACAAACGGUGCCAUUCUGGGGAGGCCUUGUCGGAUACAUUUCUUACGAGCUCGGCGUCUCUGGCGUUACACGUCUACCUGAAAGCAAGUGCAACGGUCAGCAACGUCACCCAGACGUGAAUCUUGUCUUCGUCGACCGCAGCAUUGUCAUCGAUCACUGUACUGAACGUGUUUACGUCCAAUCUCUCCGAGAAGACGACAACGCUUGGCUGGAAGAAACGGCCGCCUUUGUUCGGGAUACAACAAGACCUAGGCCCACCGCAACCCGGCCGCUCUUUUCGAAGCCACCGUCCGUGCGAUUGCCCGACGAGGCUCGGUACAAGGCACGCAUCCUCGCCGCGAAAGAGCACCUCUUCGCAGGAGACUCGUACGAACUCUGUCUAACGGCAAACACCCGUGUAGUUGCGCGACCUACCACUCCCAUGUCAUCAAAGCCUUCAUCCUGGGAGCUUUACAAGCUUCUACAACUACGCAACCCUGCACCCCAUGCGGGCUACAUUCGCCUCGCGCCGUCAACCUUGCUUUCAUCAUCACCUGAGCGGUUCCUAUCCUUCACUAGGGACGGUCGUUGCCAGCUUCGCCCUAUAAAAGGCACCGUGCGCAAGGCUCCAGGCAUCACACGAGACGUCGCGGAGGAAUUGCUCGCUGGUAGCCAAAAGGAGGUCGCGGAGAACCUGAUGAUUGUCGAUCUGAUUCGACACGAUCUACAUGGUGUUGUCGGCGACGAUGUCGUGGUGAAUCAGUUCUGUAAGGUCGAGGAGUACGAGACAGUUUGGCAGAUGGUCAGUGUCGUAGAGGGCGGUCCGCCCAAGGGCGUCGCGAACGCUGAGGUUGGAUGGAAGGUGCUACAACAGAGCCUUCCUCCCGGGAGUAUGACUGGCGCGCCUAAGAAGCGGAGUGUCGAGAUCUUACACACGCUCGAAGACGACGAUAGGAGUAUUUACUCGGGCGUCUUCGGCUACUGGGACGUCGGCGGAGGCGGCGACUGGUCGGUAGUCAUUCGGAGCUGCUUCAAGCACGACAAAGAACGAACUGAGUCUCAGAGAACGCCCGGGAUCGAAGGCGCCGACCCUGAACAACUAUUCGAAGGUGACGAGGGACAGGAGGAGUGGAUCAUCGGUGCAGGUGGAGCAAUCACCGCUCUUUCUGACCCUCAAAGCGAGUGGGAAGAGAUGUGCAUCAAGCUACAAAGUGUCCUGCAGACAUUUUCAGCGGCGGCACCGCAGUCGGCGGUGUAA
Peniophora sp. CBMAI 1063 is the source of this 2265-nucleotide messenger RNA. The record is from the annotation of a GenBank genome assembly. NCBI's taxonomy places the organism in Eukaryota, Fungi, Basidiomycota, Agaricomycetes, Russulales, Peniophoraceae.